This is a messenger RNA of Candoia aspera, 2097 nucleotides long. It is a transcript of the gene PAOX, whose product is annotated as polyamine oxidase. NCBI's taxonomy places the organism in Eukaryota, Metazoa, Chordata, Lepidosauria, Squamata, Candoiidae. The record is from RefSeq and is a predicted model, not a curated record. The transcript has 7 exons. Gene Ontology annotation, molecular function: polyamine oxidase activity. The coding region runs from base 10 to 1554 and encodes 514 amino acids.
AGCCGCGCCAUGGCGGGAGCCGCGGGGAGCGCCGGAGCGCCGGCCCGGCCGCGGGUGCUGAUCGUGGGCGCGGGCAUCGCCGGGCUGGGUGCCGCGCAGAGGCUUCUAGGGUGCCCGCGCUUCGGCGACCUGCGCCUGCUGGAAGCGUCGUGGCGCGCCGGGGGCCGGAUCCGAACCGCGCAGCUCGGGAAUAAAUUGGUUGAGAUUGGUGCCCAGUGGAUACACGGGCCUUCAAGAGAAAACCCAGUCUUCCAGCUGGCAUCGGAGGCUGGGUUGCUUGAUGAAGAUGCUUUGACGGAAGAAAACCAACAGAUAGAAGUGGAAGGGCAUCCUGUCGGGCCAUCUACCUGGUAUUCCAGCCAGGGGCGGGAGCUGAGUUCCGAGCUAGUGGAUUCCAUGGGGAUCCUCUUUUCAAGUCUUUUGGAAGAAUCGCGCAAGUUUGUGCAUGUGGAUCAAGUGCCGGUGCCCAGCGUGGGGCAGUACCUGAAAAAUGCUAUAGUUAAGAAGCUGGAGGAAUGGCCUGAUGAAGAAGAGUCAAAGCGCCUGGCCAUCCUCAAUUCUUACUUCAAGAUGGAGUGCUGUGUGAAUGGGACUCAUAGUCUGGACCUGGUGGCGUUGGGGCCCUUUGGAGAGUAUACCAUGCUUCCUGGCCUGGACUGUACCUUUCCCAAUGGUUAUGAAGGCCUCACAGACCACAUAAUGGCAUCUCUACCCAAAGGGAUUGUGCUGUUUGAUAAGCCAGUGAAGACAAUUCACUGGGGAAGGUCCGACUUGGAGGAGAUUCCCACAGGCCGAUUCUUUGGAGUGCAGGUGGAAUGUGAAGAUGGCGAGAAGUUCUUAGCUGAUCAUGUCAUCGUUACCGUGCCUUUAGGUUUCCUCAAAGAACACCAGGAGACUUUUUUUUGUCCUCCUCUUCCAUCCCGGAAGAUGGUAGCAAUAAGACAUAUGGGUUUUGGGACAAACAAUAAAAUUAUUUUGGAAUUUGAACAACCAUUCUGGAAGCCCGAUUCUGAAAUAAUUGAGGUGGUGUGGGAAAACGAAUCUCCUCUGGCUGAGCCUCCUGCUGAUUUGCAGAAUACUUGGUUCCAAAAGAUUGGUGGCUAUGUUGUUCUCCAACCACCGGAGAGGUAUGGGCAUGUACUUUGUGGCUUCAUUGCUGGAAAAGAGUCUGAAUUUAUGGAAACUCUCACAGAUUCUGAGGUUCUUACAACUUUAACUCAAAUAUUUCGUAAAGCAACAGGAAAUCCACAAUUGGAUCCUCCAAAGAAUAUAUUGAGAUCUAAAUGGCAGAGUGAGCCUUAUACCAAAGGGUCCUACAGUUAUGUAGCUGUUGGAAGCAGUGGAGAUGAUAUUGAUGUACUUUCUCAGCCCCUUCCUGAGGAAACAUCUGAUUGCAAGCUCCCCCAGGUUCUCUUUGCAGGAGAAGCCACACAUCACACCUUCUAUUCUACCACUCACGGCGCCUUGCUGUCUGGUUGGAGAGAAGCAAACCGCCUCAUCCAUCUCUACAAUGUGCCUGAGUCUCCACAUGCUGUGCUAGAAACUAGCAGUUGAAGCAACGCCUUUUUCUUUGCAAAUUUUCUCACCAAAAGUCAUGAGAAGCAUUAUGAAUACUUUUAACGAGUCUGAUAAAGUUCCAGGAAUCAUUGUUCCGUGACUCAAUUACGAGGAGCACUUUUGUCAGAGGAUGACAAAACUAAUACCUCAACUGUGUGCAUUAUUCAGUUUAAAUAACCCUCUGCUUAUGUCACUAUUUCUACUUCAUCUGUUCCAGGAACGCUCCUGAAGUCACUACAUACCAUGGAAAGUGAGCUGAGGUCUUUAAAUACACUGGCUAAGUUUACACAAUACAUUAAGCCACAAAUAAGCAAAUCCUAUUUUGGCUUACUCAGCCACAGGUAGGAGCAUGCUAAGCCAUAUUGGGAAUUAUUUGACUUUGGCUUACUAUGUGAAAAAACCUAGUAUGUUUGUAAACCUGGUUUACAGCUUGGUCUGUUAUACCAACAAAGCAAAAUACGAUGUUGUGAUAAAGCAGCUAUGGAUUUGCAUUAUGUGAGAACCCAGCUACUGUAUUAAAUGUACUUUUUAUGACAUUCU